Paramecium octaurelia is the source of this 4828-nucleotide messenger RNA. Lineage: Eukaryota; Ciliophora; Oligohymenophorea; Peniculida; Parameciidae. The record is from the annotation of a GenBank genome assembly.
AUGGAAUACAAACAAUCAAUUACAAAAAUCAUUUUAGAUCAGACUAACAAAUUAAUUUAUACAUUUGAUAACUUAUAUAAAUAAUUAAAAUUAUCAUCAAUUAAUUAUUAUUAAAUUGAUGAAAAUUCUAUAAAAUUAUCCAAAGACCUAUUUGAUAAAGGUAAUCAUAUUAUUAAAAUUUAGGUUAUAAACUAUAUUAGAAGGAUAAAUAUGCUGAGGCAAUAGAUAUAUUUGAUGCAUCAAUACAAUAAAAUCCAGAUAACCAUUUAUCUUUAUUGUGUAAAGGUAAAAAUACUUGUUAAAUAAUAGGUUCGUGUUUAAGAUUUUUACAGAAAUAUGAGGAUGCAAUCACUUGGGUGGACAAAGCAUUAGUUAUUGAUCCUAAAAAUGUUAAUUCCUUACGUGAGAAAGGUAGAUUGGAUUAUAAUUUUAUUAAUAGGUUAAUGUUUAAGAGCAUUAAAUAAAUAUGAGGAUGCAAUCACUUGGGUGGACAAAGCAUUAGUUAUUGAUCCUAAUGAUGUUGAUUGCUUAUAUGAGAAAGGUAGAUUGAAUCAUAAUUUAAUUAAUAGGAGCAUGUUUAAUAGUAUUAAAUAAAUAUGAGGAUGCAAUCACUUGGGUGGACAAAGCAUUAGUUAUUGAUCCUAAGCAUGUUAUUUCCUUAUAUUAAAAAGGUAGAUUGAAUCAAAAUUUAAUUAAUAGGAGCAUGUUUAAUAGUAUUAAAUAAAUAUGAGGAUGCAAUCACUUGGGUGGACAAAGCAUUAGUUAUUGAUCCUAAGCAUGUUAUUUCCUUAUAUUAAAAAGGUAGAUUGAAUCAAAAUUUAAUUAAUAGGAGUAUGUUUAAGAUUAUUAAAUAAAUAUGAGGAUGCAAUCACUUGGGUGGACAAAGCAUUAGUUAUUGAUCCUAAUGAUGUUGAUUGCUUAUAUGAGAAAGGUAGAUUGAAUCAUAAUUUAAUUAAUAGGAGCAUGUUUAAUAGUAUUAAAUAAAUAUGAGGAUGCAAUCACUUGGGUGGACAAAGCAUUAGUUAUUGAUCCUAAGCAUGUUAUUUCCUUAUAUUAAAAAGGUAGAUUGAAUCAAAAUUUAAUUAAUAGGAGUAUGUUUAAGAUUAUUAAAUAAAUAUGAGGAUGCAAUCACUUGGGUGGACAAAGCAUUAGUUAUUGAUCCUAAUGAUGUUGAUUGCUUAUAUGAGAAAGGUAGAUUGAAUCAUAAUUUAAUUAAUAGGAGCAUGUUUAAUAGUAUUAAAUAAAUAUGAGGAUGCAAUCACUUGGGUGGACAAAGCAUUAGUUAUUGAUCCUAAGCAUGUUAUUUCCUUAUAUUAAAAAGGUAGAUUGAAUCAAAAUUUAAUUAAUAGGAGUAUGUUUAAGAUUAUUAAAUAAAUAUGAGGAUGCAAUCACUUGGGUGGACAAAGCAUUAGUUAUUGAUCCUAAUGAUGUUGAUUGCUUAUAUGAGAAAGGUAGAUUGAAUCAUAAUUUAAUUAAUAGGAGCAUGUUUAAUAGUAUUAAAUAAAUAUGAGGAUGCAAUCACUUGGGUGGACAAAGCAUUAGUUAUUGAUCCUAAGCAUGUUAUUUCCUUAUAUUAAAAAGGUAGAUUGAAUCAAAAUUUAAUUAAUAGGAGUAUGUUUAAGAUUAUUAAAUAAAUAUGAGGAUGCAAUCACUUGGGUGGACAAAGCAUUAGUUAUUGAUCCUAAUGAUGUUGAUUGCUUAUAUGAGAAAGGUAGAUUGAAUCAUAAUUUAAUUAAUAGGAGCAUGUUUAAUAGUAUUAAAUAAAUAUGAGGAUGCAAUCACUUGGGUGGACAAAGCAUUAGUUAUUGAUCCUAAGCAUGUUAUUUCCUUAUAUUAAAAAGGUAGAUUGAAUCAAAAUUUAAUUAAUAGGAGUAUGUUUAAGAUUAUUAAAUAAAUAUGAGGAUGCAAUCACUUGGGUGGACAAAGCAUUAGUUAUUGAUCCUAAUGAUGUUGAUUGCUUAUAUGAGAAAGGUAGAUUGAAUCAUAAUUUAAUUAAUAGGAGCAUGUUUAAUAGUAUUAAAUAAAUAUGAGGAUGCAAUCACUUGGGUGGACAAAGCAUUAGUUAUUGAUCCUAAGCAUGUUAUUUCCUUAUAUUAAAAAGGUAGAUUGAAUCAAAAUUUAAUUAAUAGGAGUAUGUUUAAGAUUAUUAAAUAAAUAUGAGGAUGCAAUCACUUGGGUGGACAAAGCAUUAGUUAUUGAUCCUAAUGAUGUUGAUUGCUUAUAUGAGAAAGGUAGAUUGAAUCAUAAUUUAAUUAAUAGGAGCAUGUUUAAUAGUAUUAAAUAAAUAUGAGGAUGCAAUCACUUGGGUGGACAAAGCAUUAGUUAUUGAUCCUAAGCAUGUUAUUUCCUUAUAUUAAAAAGGUAGAUUGAAUCAAAAUUUAAUUAAUAGGAGUAUGUUUAAGAUUAUUAAAUAAAUAUGAGGAUGCAAUCACUUGGGUGGACAAAGCAUUAGUUAUUGAUCCUAAUGAUGUUGAUUGCUUAUAUGAGAAAGGUAGAUUGAAUCAUAAUUUAAUUAAUAGGAGCAUGUUUAAUAGUAUUAAAUAAAUAUGAGGAUGCAAUCACUUGGGUGGACAAAGCAUUAGUUAUUGAUCCUAAGCAUGUUAUUUCCUUAUAUUAAAAAGGUAGAUUGAAUCAAAAUUUAAUUAAUAGGAGUAUGUUUAAGAUUAUUAAAUAAAUAUGAGGAUGCAAUCACUUGGGUGGACAAAGCAUUAGUUAUUGAUCCUAAUGAUGUUGAUUGCUUAUAUGAGAAAGGUAGAUUGAAUCAUAAUUUAAUUAAUAGGAGCAUGUUUAAUAGUAUUAAAUAAAUAUGAGGAUGCAAUCACUUGGGUGGACAAAGCAUUAGUUAUUGAUCCUAAGCAUGUUAUUUCCUUAUAUUAAAAAGGUAGAUUGAAUCAAAAUUUAAUUAAUAGGAGUAUGUUUAAGAUUAUUAAAUAAAUAUGAGGAUGCAAUCACUUGGGUGGACAAAGCAUUAGUUAUUGAUCCUAAUGAUGUUGAUUGCUUAUAUGAGAAAGGUAGAUUGAAUCAUAAUUUAAUUAAUAGGAGCAUGUUUAAUAGUAUUAAAUAAAUAUGAGGAUGCAAUCACUUGGGUGGACAAAGCAUUAGUUAUUGAUCCUAAGCAUGUUAUUUCCUUAUAUUAAAAAGGUAGAUUGAAUCAAAAUUUAAUUAAUAGGAGUAUGUUUAAGAUUAUUAAAUAAAUAUGAGGAUGCAAUCACUUGGGUGGACAAAGCAUUAGUUAUUGAUCCUAAUGAUGUUGAUUGCUUAUAUGAGAAAGGUAGAUUGAAUCAUAAUUUAAUUAAUAGGAGCAUGUUUAAUAGUAUUAAAUAAAUAUGAGGAUGCAAUCACUUGGGUGGACAAAGCAUUAGUUAUUGAUCCUAAGCAUGUUAUUUCCUUAUAUUAAAAAGGUAGAUUGAAUCAAAAUUUAAUUAAUAGGAGUAUGUUUAAGAUUAUUAAAUAAAUAUGAGGAUGCAAUCACUUGGGUGGACAAAGCAUUAGUUAUUGAUCCUAAUGAUGUUGAUUGCUUAUAUGAGAAAGGUAGAUUGAAUCAUAAUUUAAUUAAUAGGAGCAUGUUUAAUAGUAUUAAAUAAAUAUGAGGAUGCAAUCACUUGGGUGGACAAAGCAUUAGUUAUUGAUCCUAAGCAUGUUAUUUCCUUAUAUUAAAAAGGUAGAUUGAAUCAAAAUUUAAUUAAUAGGAGUAUGUUUAAGAUUAUUAAAUAAAUAUGAGGAUGCAAUCACUUGGGUGGACAAAGCAUUAGUUAUUGAUCCUAAUGAUGUUGAUUGCUUAUAUGAGAAAGGUAGAUUGAAUCAUAAUUUAAUUAAUAGGAGCAUGUUUAAUAGUAUUAAAUAAAUAUGAGGAUGCAAUCACUUGGGUGGACAAAGCAUUAGUUAUUGAUCCUAAGCAUGUUAUUUCCUUAUAUUAAAAAGGUAGAUUGAAUCAAAAUUUAAUUAAUAGGAGUAUGUUUAAGAUUAUUAAAUAAAUAUGAGGAUGCAAUCACUUGGGUGGACAAAGCAUUAGUUAUUGAUCCUAAUGAUGUUGAUUGCUUAUAUGAGAAAGGUAGAUUGAAUCAUAAUUUAAUUAAUAGGAGCAUGUUUAAUAGUAUUAAAUAAAUAUGAGGAUGCAAUCACUUGGGUGGACAAAGCAUUAGUUAUUGAUCCUAAGCAUGUUAUUUCCUUAUAUUAAAAAGGUAGAUUGAAUCAAAAUUUAAUUAAUAGGAGUAUGUUUAAGAUUAUUAAAUAAAUAUGAGGAUGCAAUCACUUGGGUGGACAAAGCAUUAGUUAUUGAUCCUAAUGAUGUUGAUUGCUUAUAUGAGAAAGGUAGAUUGAAUCAUAAUUUAAUUAAUAGGAGCAUGUUUAAUAGUAUUAAAUAAAUAUGAGGAUGCAAUCACUUGGGUGGACAAAGCAUUAGUUAUUGAUCCUAAGCAUGUUAUUUCCUUAUAUUAAAAAGGUAGAUUGAAUCAAAAUUUAAUUAAUAGGAGUAUGUUUAAGAUUAUUAAAUAAAUAUGAGGAUGCAAUCACUUGGGUGGACAAAGCAUUAGUUAUUGAUCCUAAUGAUGUUGAUUGCUUAUAUGAGAAAGGUAGAUUGAAUCAUAAUUUAAUUAAUAGGAGCAUGUUUAAUAGUAUUAAAUAAAUAUGAGGAUGCAAUCACUUGGGUGGACAAAGCAUUAGUUAUUGAUCCUAAGCAUGUUAUUUCCUUAUAUUAAAAAGGUAGAUUGAAUCAAAAUUUAAUUAAUAGGAGUAUGUUUAAGAUUAUUAAAUAAAUAUGAGGAUGCAAUCACUUGGGUGGACAAAGCAUUAGUUAUUGAUCCUAAUGAUGUUGAUUGCUUAUANUUGA